Abrus precatorius (Indian licorice) is the source of this 1273-nucleotide messenger RNA. RefSeq names its product transcription factor bHLH25-like. The record is from RefSeq and is a predicted model, not a curated record. The coding region runs from base 193 to 1221 and encodes 342 amino acids. NCBI's taxonomy places the organism in Eukaryota, Viridiplantae, Streptophyta, Magnoliopsida, Fabales, Fabaceae. The transcript is spliced from 5 exons. Gene Ontology annotation, molecular function: protein dimerization activity.
AUUCACAUCAACAACCCGUGAGCAUCAUAGUGCAACUGUUAUAUGUUGGAAUACAGUGAGGUGAGACUAUACACAUAAUUACAACAACAAAAUAUAUAAUUAGCAACUGCUGAGGUGACCAACAACAUUGAAAGCUACCGCAUCCAUUCAUCAGAUAUUAUCAUCAGCUGUUUUGAUUGCAGGAGUUUUCAUAUGGAGAUUUCAUCAAUCAGAGGGUUAUCUGAACUGGGUAUAAUAGAGGAUCCUAGUUUUCUCCACCAGUGGAACUUAAACCCUAUUGAUACAACUAGCUUAACAGGUGCUGCUUUUGGAGAGAUUUUACAAAAGCAUUCAGUCUCUGAUAACCCAAACUUCAAUUCCAAAACAUCCAUGGAAACUUCAAGUGGAAUUGAAAGACCUACAAAACAGCUCAAAAACAACAGCUGGAGUCACAGCAAAAGUCAACAGUCAUCAGAAACACAAUUUGCUUCUUGCUCAAAUCUUCUUUCAUUUGUUGAUUCUAAUUACACAAGUGAAUUGGGACUGGUGAAGCCUAAGGUGGAGAUGGUGUGUCCUAAAAUCAAUAACAAUACUCUUGCAGACAUGUUGAUCUCUCAGGGAACCUUGGGGAAUCAAAACUAUGCCUUCAAGGCUUGCCAAGAGGCCAAAAAGAUUGAGACACGUCCUAAAGUUUCUCAACCUCAUGACCAUAUAAUAGCUGAAAGGAAGCGGCGAGAGAAGCUCAGCCAGCGGUUCAUUGCUCUAUCAGCUCUUGUUCCUGGCCUAAAAAAGAUGGACAAAGCUUCUGUUCUUGGAGAAGCUAUAAGGUACUUGAAACAAAUGCAAGAGAAAGUGAGUGCUCUUGAGGAGGAACAGAACAGGAAGAAAACUGUGCAAUCUGUGGUAAUUGUGAAGAAAUCCCAACUAUCUAAUGAUUCUGAAGACUCUUCUUCUUCAGACACUGGUGGUAAUACAUUGAAUGAGGCUCUACCGGAAAUUGAAGCACGAUUUUGUGAAAGAAAUGUCCUCAUAAGAGUACAUUGUGAGAAGAAUAAAGGAGUUAUAGAGAAAACAAUCAGCGAAAUUGAGAAACUCCAUCUAAAAGUCAUCAAUAGCAGUGCCUUGACAUUUGGUAGUUUCGCCCUGGAUAUAACUAUUAUUGCUCAGAUGGAUAUGGAAUUUGGCAUGACAGUGAAGGAUCUUGUGAGAAGUUUACGCUCAGCUUUUUCACCUUUCAUGUGAAGAAAUUUCAUAUUCAUGUAAUAUGCCACGAUAUGUAGUAUCUAUCGUCCCC